Molecule: messenger RNA, 3860 nt
Organism: Paramuricea clavata
Lineage: Eukaryota; Metazoa; Cnidaria; Anthozoa; Malacalcyonacea; Plexauridae
Source: the annotation of a GenBank genome assembly
AUGCCGGACAGGUGCGCUGUAUAUGGCUGCUCAAAUCAAGCAAGUUUAGAAAAUAAUGUUUCUGUGCAUCGGAUUCCUUUUCUAAACGAUGACAGAGUUGAGGCGAAGAAGAGAAGGAAGAAAUGGGUUGAUUUUGUGAUGACAACUCGCGACAAGUGGGAACCCACUGUAAAUUCGGCUGUGUGUUCUGAGCAUUUUACUAAAGAUUCUUUUCAGAGAAGAUUUGACUUUUCUCCUGAGGGACUGAAAAAGUAUUGUCCGAGGCUACUUAGGGAUGAAAUCGGAAUUUUAGCUUAUCCCACUCUGCAUCUGAAACACAAAACGAAAAAAGAACCUUCGUCACGCGAUAAAAGAAUGGUGAGUAUAAAAUGUAGUACAUAUAUUAUUGUAAAGCUUUGUAUGAUUUUAAGUCUCGGUUGACUUUUUAAUACUUGACCUUGUUGUAUUUUUUCACAGCAAAAAAGAAAUGUCAUAACCAGCCUCGCCAGUCACUCAGAACAACCGCAUACAAAGAAGUCGAAAGGUGAAGAGCAUCCCACCGUUUCUUUUGAUGAAAAUGAACAUCUAGACGACUUUUGUGAUGAAAAUUUUCUUGUGGAAGGACCCUCGGUUAGUUUUGUGUUUGUUAGUGUUUGAUUUGAGCAAAGUGUAUUACAUUUGAAUUAAAACAUGUUCUGUUUAUCGCUCACAGACACAGCUCAAAGACGUUGAAGUGCAAUGUUGCCUUGUCGAUAAGUCGACUCGACAUUAUAAAAACAUGUGGGCUACCGCAAAAUAUAAACUUCAACGUUGCCGAAAUGAACUCAAGAAAUGUAAAAUUAAACUAGGUAAGACGAAAUUUAUCAUAUGAUUUGUGUUUACAUGUAAUGCAUGAGAAAGAUUAGCCUUUUUGCAAGAGUUGACUGACUUUUCCGAGCCAACUGGCCUCCAUAUAUUUUUAGCCAAUUUGUUAUUUAUUGAAGGCGAGAUGAAUAUUCGAGAAUUGAGGUGUUUGUUUCACCAUUUGUUUGUUUCACCAUUUGUCCGCUGUGCCUGUGGCUUUUUUAGAUUGUUUUGGACUGCCGGCUUUUUAUGAUAUUACUAAAAACGCGAAUGCAACUUUUUCCUUGAAAAACGGCUAACGUCAUGUUUUCACGUCAAAGCACAGCGGAAAUACGACUAUAUUCUUUUUUGCCGGAAAUUUCAAACUAUUAUUAGCUGUUAUCAACAUAAUUUCUCAUGAACCAAUCAAAUGUCGAGCGACAUUCUCAUGAUGUCGAUUUCAACACGUUAUAAAUAUUGUAGUCGCAUUCCUGAAUGUUUUGACGUGAAAACAAUGACACGUUUUAAAAAGAAAAGUAUCACAAUAUUCGCAGAAUUGGUAAUAUUUCUAUUAUUUUUCAAGCGUUCUCAAUUACAUGGUAGGAUCAAGUGUACGCUAACUGAAACAUUGUACUGUACAGGUUAUAUUGGGUGUGUAAGCGAAUCAAGCGAAUUGAGUUCUGAUGAUGAAGCUAAUGAAGUGCUUGGAUGCAAAAAUGGCUAUGACUCUGAAAAUGACUAUGAAUCUGAGAAUGACCUGGUGUAUGAAAAUGAAUCCCCGUAUGACACUGAGGAUGAUUCACAGUCACAAUCAAGUACUGAAUUUGAUAUCAAUUCUGACAGUGAGGAACAUUACAAGAGGUAAUAGUUGUUUGGAAGUUAGCUUCAUCCCACCAAAAUUUCUAAUGAACCAUUAAAAAAAGCAUCCAUACCUCCCACACAGAUGAAAUUGGAAGUUAACCCACCCCCUUGGAUAUCCUAAUACACAUUACUAUCCCCCCACCGGACAGCAGAAAUUUCCUCUGUGGGGAGAGUGUGGAUCUUUUAUGUAAUGUCCCAAUUGUAAUUUUUGGCAAUCAGUCACAGUAAUGAGGUUUUCCAACCAAGGGGGGGGGGAACAAAUAUAAAUUAGGGGGGGCAGCAUGUCAAAUUUAAUAGUGGUUAACUUGACAUUUCAUUCUUUCCCAGGUGGGUAAUUUUGCCAGGAUGGGACCUGCCCCCUCCCACUCCUGUGUGACACUACAUCACUGAUCAGUCAGUAAUUGAUCAGUUCGUGUUGAGCUUACCGAAUUGUUUUAUUAUAGGGUGUUUGCAACAGACAACAAUUUAAGAUCAGAGCCAAAGUUUAUUGUGUUUUUUACACAAUUAUUGGCUCUUUUUAAAUUUUGUCCCAAUUGCAAAGCAGAAAAUCCUGAUGUUGAGGUUCACCAAAAUGGUACUAUGGCCAAAGUUAAAUGCACCUGUACCAACCCUAAGUGUAACAAUAAGAAUUUCACGUGGACCAGUCAACCCCUUAUUCCUGGAACAAGAUUACGAGCUGGAAAUUUCCUGCUGUCUUUUGCAAUUAUUGUUGCUACUUGCUGGAGCAUCUGCAACCAAAAUCUUAAGAGUCUUACAACACAUGGGAGUAGCUUGUAUUUCACUAUCUACAUUUUUCAGUCACCAACGUGUAAGUGAAAUUUUUAACAAUAUUGCUUGUGUGUCAAUUAAUUACUGUCAAAUGGUUAGUUAAAUACAACCAUUUUUAAUUGCCAAUAGGAACUUCAGAUAAUGCUGGAUGUGAUGGUACUGACCUGAAUACACAUUUCCAGAAAGUACCGUAUGGUACAUUGGUUAUUUAUUCUCAGAUUCAUGAUUGAUAUCAUAUAUAUUUUAUCUUUCUACUUAAUUGUGACAUAAUUGUAUGAAUUAGGUCUUUUACAUUAAAUAUAUAAUUUAUUAUCCAGGCACAUGAUUUCAUAAGCAUGUCACAAAUAGCUGAGAUAAACGGUUUUAGGCCAACUGGCGUAGCCAAGGUCUGUACUCCCAUACACUCCGGGCAGAAAACGAGGGGGGGGGGGUGCAAAGUGUAGAAUAACAAUAAAAAUAUUUUUUCCUUGGUUAUUAUUUUCUGUCAGCACAUGUUUCAGAAUGUGUGAAAUGCUGUUUUAUGGACCCUAGAAAUUCAAAAUUUCAACAGGGGAACAAUGUCCCUUGUUGCAUCAUAUUUUCCUGUUAUCAUUCUAUGUCUGUUUUGCCCCCACCCCCCCAUGUCAGCAACCUGGCAACGCCACUGUUUGGGCAGAGAUCUGAGAUCUUGUCUCUCAGAUCUCUGCCUAUUAAACAGUGGCGUAGCCAGGGUUGACUUUACAAUUAGUUUAUGGAAGCAUGCACUGAGUGUGAUUCACAACCUGUAAUCCCCCUAGCUGUUGUCUGUUGAAUUUAUCAGUGUUGAAACUAGCCUGGAAACUAGCCAGUUUAGUUGAGGAAACUAAAUGACAAAUAGAUAGCAGUGUAUAUUUUGAUUGAUUGUUAAAUAGUAGAAGUAAUUUAUAUUAUUCUCAUUCUAGGAAAAAUUGUUUCCUGCAAUCCUACUACACUGGAAGAAAUACCAAUCAUGUAUGAUUGAACAAUUGAAGUCUUCUGGGAAACAACUUGUUAUUGCUGGUGAUGGGAGACAUGAUUCAAUGGGGCACAGUGCAAAAUACUGUGCAUACUCAGUGUUUUGUUGCACUGUUCCCAACAUUAUUGAUUUUUCUAUUGUGCAGGUAAUUUGAUCUUAAUUCAUGCUUUAUUUGUGUUUCAUGAUAACAUUGGUUUGCCCCUCUACCCACAAUAUUUGGCAAAGUGUCUGCCACUGGUAUCAACUACUAUAAUUGUCUUUUUUUUUCAGAAAAAUGAAGUGGGAAACAGUCCAGCAAUGGAGUAUGAAGGUUUCAAAAGGUCUAUGGACAACCUCCUAAAACGAAAUAUUCCUAUAUCUACAUUUGUAUCUGAUAGACAUACAUCCAUCGCCAAGCAUAUGCGGGAAAAGCACAAAAAUAUCACUCAUUACUUUGAUCUUUGGCAUUUAAUCAAAA